This is a messenger RNA of Oldenlandia corymbosa var. corymbosa, 4165 nucleotides long. Lineage: Eukaryota; Viridiplantae; Streptophyta; Magnoliopsida; Gentianales; Rubiaceae. The record is from the annotation of a GenBank genome assembly.
CACAAUCUAAAAACUGUUAUUUUGUUAGUUUUCCUUCAUACGAAAAGAAUUAUUUUUUUUUUUUUCAUAUUGAUUUUCAGCAGAUCAGACAAUCAACGAAGGUGCGCCUGAAUUUGGGAUCUGUUUUCGCCCAUUGUAAGUGUUGUUGGAUUGAACAAAUUAGACUAGGGUUUCUUGUCGGAAAUUGAGGAUUUCUUUUUGUUAAUCUGUGAUACCGAAACAUGGCAGGAGACGGGAACGAUGAGAUUAAGAGAACUCAAGAUGAGAGGAAGAGGAUGGAGAAGGAACUCGCCGCCCUUAACGCAGUCGUUUUCGACAAGGAAAUUUACAGUUCCGAUCGUUUCGAAGGCUACGAGAGAUCGAUUGAGGUUAACGAAGACGUAGAUUCGGCUGCAGAUUACGAGGUAUCUCGAAAAUUGCCUAAUUACACUGCUCCUAGAGAGUUUCUUAAUGAUGUUCCCAGCAAUGGGAAGGAUGAUGAUACUAAUAUGGGGUUUAAGAAGCCAAGUAAAAUCAUCGACCGGGAAGAUGAAUAUCGCCGGAGGAGAUUCAAUCGGACCCUUUCGCCGGAUCGGGUUGAUCCUUUCCUCGACAAGACACCAGCUCCGGAUGUUAGGACAUAUGCGGAUGUUAUGAAAGAGGAGAUGUUGAAGAAACAGAAAGAGGAGCUUUCAAGAGAGAUACAGAAACAGAGGAAAGAGGCAGAGGAAAAGGAGGCGGCGGCGGAGAAAUCGAAGAAGAAGAAGAGGAAUAGGUGGGAUCAGUCAGAAGAGGAUGUGUCCAAGAAAGCAAAGACUGGUGUUUCUGAUUGGGACUUGCCUGAAUCAUCCUCCUCAACUCCACGAAUCGGAAAGUGGGAAGCUACACCUCCUCCGGUUGUGAAGAAGAAUAGAUGGGAUGAGACUCCGAAACCGGAUUCAGGUUCCAGUUCUGCUGUUGGUGGUGAUGGGAUGCUCUGGGAUGCCACCCCUAAUAAAAGGCAGAAGUCCAGGUGGGACGAGACGCCGGCGUCCAUGGGGAGUGUAACUCCGAUGUCGAAUGCUACACCGGCUGAAAAUACAUGUACCCCUGGAGUGACACCUUUUGGAGGAAUUGAGCUUUAUAGUCCAACCCCAAGUCAAAUUGGCAGCAUUGAACAGUAUAAUAGACUGAUGUUGGAGAUGGAAGUUGAUCAGAGAAAUCUACCAUGGACUGAUGACAUGCUGGAUGCUGUGUUUUCUCAUCAGGAGGGCUACAAGGUUUUGGAUCCUCCGCCUUGUUAUAUGCCGAUUAGAACUCCUGCCAGGAAGCUUAUUGGCACCCCAACACCAUUGGGGCAAGCAGGGUAUCUUAUACCCGAGGAACAUAGACGUCCGGCAUAUGAUGCGCCGAAAGAGACGCCGGGUCUGCCACUCCUGAAGCCCGAAGACUACCAGUUUUUUGGUUGCCUAAUGCAGGAUGUAGAUGAAGAAAAGCUGUCUCCUGACGAUAAGACAGAACGAAAGAUUAAGAAGCUUUUGUUACGUGUUAAGAAUGGGGGACAACAUGCGAGGAAAAUGGCUUUUCGUGAGUUCAGGUUAAAGGCCAUUGACUUUGGUGCCCCGGCACUCUUCAAUAACGUCCUUCCAUUGCUUAUGCAACCAACAUUGGAGGACCAAGAGAGGCAUUUGCUAGUGAAAGUCAUUGACAUUCUACUAGAAAAGUUGCAAAACGACAUAAAUCCUUUUGUGCACAAAAUUCUUGUGGUGAUUGAGCCCCUGCUGCUUGAUGAAGAUUACUAUACCCGUGUAGAGGGUCGACAGAUCAUCUCUAGUCUCAGCAAGGCGGCAGGCUUGACGAUUAUGAUUAAGUCAAUGCGUCCUGAUAUCGAUAAUAUUGAUGAGUAUGUGCGGAAUACCACCGCGAAAGCUUUCAGCAUUGUUGCAUCUACACUUGGAAUUCCCGCUUUGUUGCCUUUCUUGAAAGCCGUGUGCGUGAGUAAGAAGUCUUGGCAAGCGCGUCACACUGGUAUUAAGAUAGUAAUGGAGAUUGCAAUUUUGAUAGGUUGUGCUGUUCUUCCUCACUUGAAAUCUCUGAUAGAAAUCAUAGAACACGGGCUGAAUGAUGAGAACUCCAGGGUUGUGACCAUCACUGCUAGAGCUCUUGCUUCUCUUGCUGAGGCUGCUGCACCAUAUGGUAUCGAAAGCUUUGAUUCUGUAUUGAUGCCUUUGUGGAAAGGGGUGAGAUUGCGUCGUGGUAAGACUUUGGCUGGCUUCUUGAAAGCUAUUGGUUUUAUCAUUCCGCUGAUGGAGGCUAAUUAUGCUAGUUACUAUACCAAGGAAGUGAUGCCAAUACUGAUUCGUGAGUUUCAGUCACCUUAUGAAGAAAUGAAACAGAUUGUUCUGAGAGCUGUGAAGCAGUGUGUGAGCACCGAGGGGGUUGAGGCAGACUACAUCAGGAAUGACAUUCUUCCUGAAUUCUUUCGCAACUUCUGGGUGAGAAGAAUGGCUUUGGACCGUCGGAAUUAUAAGCAAUUAGUUGAGACUACUGUUGAGAUAGCAAAUAAAGUUGGUGUGGCUGAUAUAGUGGGGAUGAUUGUUGAAGAACUUAAGGACGAAAGUGAACCUUAUAGAAGGAUGGUCAUGGACACGAUUGAGAAGGUGGUCACAAAUCUGGGUGCUUCAGAUAUUGAUGCUCGUUUAGAAGAGCUGCUGAUUGAUAGUAUGCUUUACGCCUUCCAAGAGCAAACCUGCGACGACGCCAAGAAUGUGAUGCUGAAUGGUUUUGGAGCUGUUCUCAAUGCCCUUGGGAAGAGAGCGAAGCCUUAUCUUGUUCAGAUGAGUUGUACCAUCAAAUGGCGUUUAAAUAAUAAGAGCGCAAAGGUCAGAGAACAAGCAGCUGAUCUUAUAUCCAGGAUCGCUGUUGUCAUUAAGCAGUGUGAAGAAGAAAAGAUAUUGGCCCAUCUUGGUGUUGUUCUUUAUGAAUUUUUAGGAGAAGAGUUCCCAGAAGUUCUAGGUUCCAUAUUAGGUGCACUCAAGGCCAUAGUCAAUGUUAUUGGUAUGACUAAGAUGGCUCCUCCGAUUAAGGAUUUGCUUCCUAGGUUGACUCCAAUUCUGAAAAAUCGCCACGAAAAAGUGCAGGAGAACUGCAUUGACCUCGUAGGAAGGAUAGCUGAUCGAGGUUCCGAGUAUGUCUCUGCCAGGGAAUGGAUGAGGAUCUGUUUUGAUCUUCUUGACAUGCUCAAAGCCCACAAGAAGGGUAUCCGUCGCGCUACAGUAAAUACUUUUGGCUAUAUUGCAAAGGCCAUUGGUCCGCAGGAUGUGCUUACGACGUUGCUGAAUAAUCUUAGAGUUCAAGAGCGCCAGAACCGUGUCUGCACCACUGUGGCCAUUGCAAUUGUGGCAGAAACCUGUUCUCCAUUCACAGUUUUGCCUGCCCUCAUGAAUGAAUACCGCGUCCCAGAACUGAACAUUCAGAAUGGUGUUUUGAAAUCAUUGUCUUUCCUUUUCGAGUACAUUGGUGAGAUGGGUAAGGACUAUAUUUAUGCAGUCACACCAUUGCUGGAGGAUGCUCUCAUGGACAGAGACUUGGUUCACCGUCAAACCGCUGCUUCAGCUGUUAAACACAUGGCCCUUGGGGUUGUGGGACUUGGUUGUGAGGAUGCUUUGAUUAAUCUGAUGAAUUAUGUCUGGCCCAACAUUUUCGAGACAUCCCCGCACGUCAUCAACGCCAUUACAGAAGCCAUUGAAGGGAUGAGGGUUGCAUUAGGAGCAGCAUUCAUCCUUAACUACUGUCUUCAAGGGCUGUUUCAUCCCGCCAGGGUGGUGAGGACAGCGUACUGGAAGAUCUACAACUCGGUUUAUGUCGGUGCGCUGGACGCUCUAGUGGCAUCGUAUCCUGUCAUACCCUAUGAGACUGUUGAUCCCAAGGACCCUGAAAAGAAAAUCACUGCAUACACUCAGCCCGAGUUGAUGAUGUUCAUUUGAAUCGAGAUAUUAUUGAGUUUAGGAUGGUAGUAGAGAUUGGUAAUACUGUGUAUUGGUCAUAGUAAGAACACUACGGUUUGAUAUUUCUUCCAAUGUUGUGCUAUUACUGUCUUAAUUUUGAAACUUUGAAUUUUUCCUCUUUGGAAACUUUGAACGAUGUGGUUUUUUUUUUUUUCCAUGUUUGCAGGGCAUCAACAACCCCAUAUUCAUGAUGGGUUUCG